AAUGAAAGAAAUCAAUUAAUCUAUUUUUAUAUUUUUUCACUUUUGUCAUAUGCAUUAUUAUUUUAACUACAUACAAAUUUUCUCUCUCAUACUAAUUCCAAAUGUUAGUUUAUUCGUGGAAAUUUCAUAAUCUACACAAAUUUAAAUACUUAUGCAAUAGUCGAUAAAGUAUUUUCUUUAUCACGCAUGUAAUUCUUAUUUUGUGCGUAUCUGUCUCUGAAGUCAUACAUGCAUCGAGCUAAAAGAUGGUGAACAGCUUUAACAGGUGACAUAAAGUUAUGACGUGUAUUUGAAUUAUGCUUAUUUGCAAGUUCAAAGAUAAAAUGAGUUUUUUAAUGUAUAUAAUAUUUUUAUGCAUAAGUAGUAUAAAGUAUAGUGCAAGUAUAAAAAAUGGAUUAGGAUGUAGAGACAAUGAAAAUAGGUUUGUUGAUUGGUAUGUGUUAUAUAAAAUUCCAAAGUUAUCACACAGCAGUAAUCCUUUAAUAAGAACUGGAUCUGCCUACAUGUAUAUAACAAGUGAUACUGUACUACAUAGCGAUUGGAAUUUGUCUGUUAAAGGUAUAGAAAAUAAAACUUCUAUACCAGGAAAUACAUUAGCUUCAUUGUACAAUAAUGGUAUAGCAGAAAAUAUAUUAUCGAUUUUAUAUAAUGACGAUCCACCGGAUGGUAAGGUAAUUGGAAAAUAUGGUCAUGCAAAAGGUAUAGUAGCAGCUGAUCAUGAACAAGGAUUCUGGAUGAUACACAGUGUUCCAAAUUUUCCACCAAUACCUAACAAAAACAUGAGCUCACGUCAUAAUAAUAAAAAUAAUAAUUUGACAAUAGAUGCUCUUCCAUCUAAUUUUGAGUAUAGUUAUCCAACAUCAGGACAUGUUCGUGGACAAAGUUUUUUAUGUAUUUCUUUGAAAGCUGAUCAAUUGGAUAUAGUUGGUCGUCAAUUAAUUUACAAUCAAAUUAUAGUUUAUGGAAAGAAUCUUCCAAAUGUAUUAAGCAAUCAAUAUCCUACUCUUACGGAUGCUGCUAAUCAGAUUCGCAUUAAAAAUCCACCGUACAAGAACAAAGAGAUAAUAAAGUCAUCGGCUUCAUUGGAAUUUGUCUCUUUUGCUAAAUCCAGUAAAUGGCAACAAGAUCUUUACAGCGAUUUUGUGGCUCCGCAAUUGAAAAGCAACUUAUUUGUAGAAUCGUAUUUAAAUGGACCAGGUAAAUUAAACUCCAACUGCCAUGGUUUAGAGGUGCAUAAUGUUAAAUCAGUGAAACUGCAAGCAGCAAAUAUUCAAUUUGAAAGUACACAGGAUCAUUCUAAGUGGGUUGUAACAAUGAAUAAUAAAAAGAAUAAAUCUUGGGUUUGCAUUGGAGACAUCAAUAGGGCUAAUACUCAGUACAAUCGUGGCGGUGGGACGGUUUGUUUGAAUUUGUUUUAUCUUUGGAAGAAUUAUCGUGACUCUGUUAAUGAUAUAGAGCCGUGCCCUAAACGCACUAUAAUUAACAAAAUUAAAUCAUUAUUUGGAUGAUCUGAAAGUAUUGCAUAUUAUAUUUUUAAUAAAAUAUUAACAUUAAUAACAUUGCUACUAAUGUACUCAAGGUAUAGUAUUAUUGCCGAUAAAGUAGUACUCUAUUUUUAUAAACUGUAAUUAAUGUAAUUAUCAUACGUAGGUUAAAUGUACUUUACUGAUAAAUACUCAUAUGGUAAAGCAGUUUUCUAACAGAUAAAAAUCAAUUUUUUUUAUAUAAUACUUUAGUUUAUUUUUAGUUUUGAAAAAUAAAACUAUAAUUAUAUAAUGUAAUAAAACGUUCACAUCGUGGAAACAAAAUUCAUCAGUGUUUUUGUUAAUUUUGUACGGCUAUUAAAAUAUUUAAUUCUUA
This is a messenger RNA of Vespa velutina, 1860 nucleotides long. RefSeq names its product plancitoxin-1 (gene DNaseII). The transcript is spliced from 6 exons. NCBI's taxonomy places the organism in Eukaryota, Metazoa, Arthropoda, Insecta, Hymenoptera, Vespidae. The record is from RefSeq and is a predicted model, not a curated record. Gene Ontology annotation, biological process: apoptotic DNA fragmentation. Gene Ontology annotation, molecular function: deoxyribonuclease II activity. Bases 297 to 1508 code for a protein of 403 amino acids.